GGUAACAAUAUUCUUCCUUUGGUGCGAUGAUGAUGAUAACGUAAAUUACAGACAAUAUGUCAUUUAUACCAUUGUUUGACCCAUUCGGAGAUUUUUGAGCUGUUAUUCAUCGAGGAUCAGGGCACAAGGAAUCUCGCAACGUAUAGUGUUCCUAAUACAAUAACGUAAAUUAAGGUUACUGGAUUGCAUAAUGAUGGAUGACAUUUUCCGAAGAUAAUUAACUGUUUUGGUGAUAUGCAUUUCAUGUGUUGUUCUUUCGUGAUAACAUGCACGGAGCCAGCAUCGUUUAUGACAUAAUUAUGAACUCGUUAGCAGCGACGAGGCUGGUCUAGACGAUGUACGAUAAUCUAGUUAGUGAUAAGAUCGCAUCGGACAAAAUCCUAAAUAUCACCAAAAUCUUUCACUUUUCGCGUAACAGAAAAUAAAGAAAAAUGGAUUGUCAACACACAGAUACUAUGGAAGAAAUAGUGAAGCUUGGACAACUCUUGCAUCAAAACGGAGAUAAAGUGUUAAGCGCGUCAAGUAAACUGUCUCUGUCGACCAUGUUACUCUACAAUUUAAACGAAGCAUUUUCUUUAAUCGUGGAUAAAUCAGAAGACUUAGAAUCUUCUUUCCAAGUGUGCAAUAGCUCCAAUAUCAAUGUAUUUAGCGAUUUGAAAUUUGUAUACGAUUUUAUACAGAAAACGGUUGGAUUGAAAGUGACUUAUUGCGCGAACAAUCCCAACAUACCUGUUGAUAUUACUAAGUUUAGGCAUUUGAAAUAUUUGGAAUUGAAGAAAAUUAAUAUAGACUCUGUAAAGGGGCUUCAAAGGGUCAGAGGUCAACUUGAAAGCGUUAUCUGCGCUGGUAGGAAAGGAAUUUGUACUGUCAGUCAAUUAUUAGCUAGUUGCGGUGAAGAUGCCAGCAUUGGAUUUGUUUGGGAUUCAUUGAAACAUUUAGCAUUAUCUCACAAUGCUCUUGAAAAAUUGGAUAAAUCUUUGGAACUGGCACCUUGGCUACAAUUAAUUGAUUUGAGUCACAACUUAUUAACAUCCGUAGACGAAUUAUCUUGUUUACCCAACUUGAAAUAUGUGAAUCUCGGAUAUAACAAGCUCGAGGCAGUACCUACAUUCAAUAAGGCUGCAUCGCAUUCUUUACAAGUAUUAGUUCUGAAGAACAAUUACAUAGAAAAUUUAAAUGGUUUACAAAAUUUAGAGUGUUUAACGGAAUUAGAUUUAUCGUAUAACUGUGUAAUGGAGCAUUCAACUUUAUGGGUAUUGGAGAGAAUGUCUACUUUGUUGUGGAUAUCUCUGGAAGGCAAUCCUUUAUCGUAUCACCUAAAACAUCGACAGUUAUCCAUGAAAUAUUUACAUCCGAGCUUAAGCGAAAGCAAGUUUGUUUUAGACCGUUUGCGACUUUCGAAAUCAGAGAAACAAACUAUUACAGGGAAUCGGCGAUUUAUGAUCAGAUCCGAGCAACCUAUGUCAAAUGAAUUCUCUGCUUCUGUAUCGAAUUCGUUGAAUUCUAGUAGUUUAUCUGUAUCUAUGAACGCGUCUACUUUAAAUGAAAGCGUAAUGGAAAGAUCUACAGAAUCGAUGAAUACUUUAGAAAGAAGUAUAACCAAAGCUAAGAAAAAAUUGAAUGUAAAAGAAGCCGUUAUCGCAGAAGAUGAACACGAACAUAAAAAGCUAAAAGAGAAUUAUAUUAUUUACAGAUCGUAUUCAGAAUCGUCGAAAGACCAUUUGGAAACGAAGAAACAAAUUUUAGCGUUGCGAGAAACAUAUGGCGAGGACGCAUGGUUAAGCAGUUACGCUGGAACAGUCGUUCAAGACAUCAUGGGUUUGCAGUCGUCCUCAGAAUCUGCUACAGAAACUUUAGAUGACACGACCGAGACGGCGGAAGAAACCGAAAAACAUUCGACAACGGAAAACAACGAAACCAGUAACGAAAAGGAAGAACAUAUCGAAACAUCAAGGGAGGAACAGAGUAUUCCUGAAUCGACCAGCGACACAGCAAUCGCAGUCGUAAACAUACCUGACCCUCCCUAUGACCCAGACGAAGAAAAAGGAGAUUUGUAUCUAGUACACAAAAAGAAGAACGAUCACGAAUUGGAAGAAGUGUUCUUGAUAAUAACGUUAGAUGACAUUAAAGAGAGAGAUUCGAUGACUGGGAAAUUAAAGUCUUGUUGGUCGACGAGUUCUGUGUUAUCGUGCGUGCUGGGUAGAAGCGAACCGAUCACGGUAGAUAUCAUUUUUGAUACAACACGAGAAACUCGUCAAAACAGAAGAUAUUUCGUACAACCAGACGAUGCAAAGAAAAUAGUAACAACUAUUGGCGAAAGGAUGAAAAAACGAACGAUCUCAUUGAAAGUUUUUAAAUGCAUGAAAUGUUCGACUCAUUUCUCUCAAGAUAUAGAAUAUGCCACUGUCAUAAGUACAUCUGUGUCAGGUGUAAAACAGUUAAAGUGCCCCACUUGCAAAAGUACACUAGUCGUGGAAACAGAUGAAUUAUCAACGAUAGACGUGGAAAGCGAGGUUUUCGAAAGUACGACGGAAAGUUCAUCGAGAAAUCAAUAUUCGGAAAAUACCAUGAAAUCAAAUUUGCAACAUUCCGAGUCCUUCUCCAGCAUUGGUGGAACGGAGGGUCGAGCUAUAUCCGUCACCACUUCUCUGGUGCACUCCGACUCUCACACCCAAGCUCAAGUCUGCUGUUCAGCAACGAGUUUAGAAGAUUCGCGAGAAUCUACGCCAUCCACAAAUGCGCUAAACCGGAAAUACGAGAGCGAUAUAGAGGUUCUUAGCAACCCAAGCCAAAGCAGCAUCGAAAUCCUCGAUGAAGCUUCGAGAACUCACUUGACACCGCAUAGAAAGCGGUCUUCAGAAGAAAGACGUGCAGCUGUUGCCCCGUCUCUCUUAACGAUACCAGACGUAGCGCCAAUCAUGACUGGUUUAACCGAGAGUAGUUCUUCAGGUUCCCUGACAGAUAGUAUAUGCACCGCGUAUGAAAAAAAAAUAAUCAGGCAAACUAACGCGGAUGAAAAAUCCCUUAACAGUAGUAACGAUAAAGAGACCAAAUUCACGCCCGUAACAAAUCUAACUUCUAUGCUAGGUGGUUUACUUCAAAGUAUAAAGAUUGGCAGUAACAAGCCGUUGUUAAAAGAGGAAGAAGCGUCGCCUUUCUUGGGCAGUAAUAUCCAGUAUUCUUAUACCGAUUUUAGUAGUAUAGAUCACAGAAUAAAGUUACAUAUCAUCUUGAACAUAUUCGAACACGAAAACGAGGAACUCAUUCUUCUACUUAGGGCGGACAUUCUGAUGUGUAACGCGAAGGACACGUUUCCUGGUUGCUUGGUUCUGUCUACGUCGAAAGUUUAUGUUCUUAGAAUCGAUGGAUUAGAGGGAGAGGAUCCACAACGUUGGUUACAUAAGGAAAUCAGUUGGACAAUGGAUAGAUUACGAUCGUUUUCGCCGUUACCAUUUAAACAAGGUGUCUUGGUCGAAUUAGAACAAUCUAACAAAUUGAACCAAGAACUGCAAUCCCCCAUUACAUUUUUAUGCAUAUUGCAAGAUUUUCAGAGAACGUCUAAUUUUUUAUUCUACGCCACCGACUCAUCCUUGCCACCUAGUUGCGAAGUUGAAUUUUCAGUACCGAAACAUUGCACUGUUUUAAUGCAUGGCUUAUUAAAAGAUUGCAAGAGUUUUCAAGAUGGCGACGCUGUGAGACUACUCGCAUUGUUUUCUUCCGCCUUAUUAAAAUACCAGGAUCUCGAAGAGCAACUUAAAUUAUCGAGUUUGAUCAUAACGGCUUCCGUCUUAGUGAUAUGCAAUAUACAGUGGCUUUUACCGAGCAAUAAAGAAACGCCGCAAGUAGUAAGGGAACAAGCUAUGAGCAAUUUAAUCGGAAUAGAACAUUAUAGUUCGUCACUAACCUUGAACUUCUUAGACGAGGUAGCGGAACAGGAGGAAUCGUGGGUGUUGAAUUUCGUUUCUGUAAGUGCCGCUGAGACAGUUAUUAACUCGGUACAACCGCCAUGGGAGGAACUGUUUUCGAUUCCUUUGCAAAUUACUACGACAUGCAAAACAAAAGAGACCGAGGACGUAUAAAAGGAACUUUAAUACGCCUAAAAAAAUAUUCUAGUCGAUCGAAAUACCCCGCGUGAUCAUCAAAGAGUUACAAUUCGUUAGGAUGAAUCGAUAGAGUUUCUAAUACUAUACGAUUUGUAUUUUGAACACGGUAACGAUACCUUUCUUUUUUUAUCAAGUAUAUUCAAUUAAUGGUAAGGUGACAAAUGUUACAUCAUAAGUAACAAUCGGUAAUAUUUGUCGUUUUUUAAUCUGUAUUUUUGUAUUGUUCGAAUAACAAGCAAAAAAUGGAUAGUUACAUAAGGGAGCCUUGAAUUAAAAAUAUCAGUUAUCUCGUUGAUUUACUCUCUCUUUUCUCUCUCUCUCUCUCUCUCUUUUUUUUUUUUUAUAUAUAAAUCGUAACUUAUCAAUUUUCUAUAAAACGUUAAUGACACGUCGCUUUUUAUUAUUUCUAACGUUUCAUCUCAGUCACUGAAACAGAUGAAAUUUCAAACGGUGCUAUAGAUGUUAAAAUACCGCGUCUCUGAAUGUUUAUUACUGGAAACAAUUUUUUAUAUAACUAAUUUAUUAUGCCUUUCGAAUAAUCAAAUGCUUAACAACGUUAUAAAUGUUGUUUAUUUAUUGUUUUGAUAUUGAAAGUAGUACUUGUAAUGUAUUUUGUAGCAAGAACGUUCAUUUUACCGUCGGCAAUCUUGAAAAUCUAAGAUGAAGUAACCUUAAAGUAGCCUUAAUCGUGCAAUUAUUGCAAGCGGUCGUGUAUUUUUUUUAUACAGCAAGGCGAAUGAUACGCAGAGUUUGUUCAGUUUAAGUUUGUACGUUCUAUAAAUAGAAGUAGAAGGGUUUAAAAAGAUAUCAUUAAAAAAAUCUUCACUUAUAUACAAUUUUUAUAACAGAAGCAAAUGCACAGUUUUUGCAUAUUUCUAUUUGCGUACCGAGAAUGUGAAUAACAUAGUGUUAGAAAAAAAACAAUUACACACUGAAUACUAGUUGAGCAUAGCGAUCAGUCUGUGAUAUAUAUUUUUUUAAUUUUUAAUAUAUAAGUAUGUCGAUAUGUAUGUAUAAUUCACGUAUUUAAAAUGGUAAAGAUACGAUGACCUGUUUCUGCUGAGUCAUUUUGUAUAUUCGAUCAAUUAAUACUUGCAAAUCUUGAAUACCUUCAGUAAUUUAAGUAGCUCAUUCUAUUACGAUAAUGACAAAUAUCACUUGUGUAUAUGUAAAUAAACUGUUAUCAUGUCUAUUAUUA
Hylaeus volcanicus is the source of this 5301-nucleotide messenger RNA. Its product is annotated as serine/threonine-protein kinase 11-interacting protein. The record is from RefSeq and is a predicted model, not a curated record. The coding region runs from base 432 to 4079 and encodes 1215 amino acids. Gene Ontology annotation, cellular component: cytoplasm. Lineage: Eukaryota; Metazoa; Arthropoda; Insecta; Hymenoptera; Colletidae. Gene Ontology annotation, molecular function: protein binding. The transcript has 20 exons.